AUGUCUCACUGUCACGAUGAGCAUGCGGGGCACGGCCAUGAUCAUCACGACCAUGAACAUGAUCAUACCGACGACCUUACCCCAGCAAUUCAGUUUUCGCUUUACGAGCAAGUCAACUUUGAUGAAAUCAUCACUCUGAAUGAGUCACGACGAGACGCGGGCAAGGCGAUUGUGAAGAAGACCUGGGCAGAACGACUGAAUGUCGAGCCUGAGUUGGAAAGCGAUGCCGAUGAACAGAUCUUAAUGACCGUGCCCUUCACAGCCCAGAUCAAACUGCACUCCAUCCUCCUGCGCACAUCCCCGAGCCCGUCGGCGCCCAAGACGCUCCACGUCUACAUCAACCGGGACGACAUGGACUUCUCGGCGGCCGAGGACGCGACCCCCGUGCAGAAGUUUGAGCUGUCGCAGACGUCGGACGUGCAGGAGAUCCCCGUCAAGCGGGCGCUGUUCGGCAAGGUGCACCGGCUGGUGCUCUUCUUCGUGGACAACUUUGGCGACGGUGACGAGGACGUGAGCAGGGUCAGCUACGUGGGCUUCAAGGGCGAGUGGACGAAGCUCGGCAAGGCGCCCUCCAACAUCCUGUACGAGGCGGCGGCACAGCCCGGCGACCACAAGGUGAAGGGGACCAGUGUGAAUAAGAUGAGUCACGGGCUGUGA
Molecule: messenger RNA, 657 nt
Organism: Clonostachys rhizophaga
Lineage: Eukaryota; Fungi; Ascomycota; Sordariomycetes; Hypocreales; Bionectriaceae
Source: the annotation of a GenBank genome assembly